AUGGCUGAUAUUUUGGAAGAUUUUAAAAAAGACGGAAUUUAUAAGAAAAUUCUGUACCCUGGAGAAGGAGAGGUCAAACUAUAUGAAGAUGGGUGUAAGCUGUAUUUUCAUUAUAAAACUACCAAAGCCGAUGAAGAAAAGACUGUUAUUGAUGACAGUAGAAAAGAUGGAAAACCAAUGGAGUUAAUUCUUGGCAAAAAGUUUAAGUUAGAGAUUUGGGAAAGAUGUUUAAGGACUAUGUUACAAAAAGAAGUGGCUGAGUUUUUGUGUGAAAGAAAGCAUACAGCUACAUACCCACUUGUUUCAAAAAGUUUACGUUCAAUUCGAGAUCCUCAUCACAAUCACAAACAUGAACCAGAGAAGAAACAUUGUUGUGGUAUGAUGUCAUUAGCUGAUCAAGGCACUGGACAUUCUGAUUUAGAUGAACUGAUUAAAGAUCCACAACCCUUGAUAUUUACUCUAGAAUUAGUGAAGGUGGAGCACGCUGGUGAAUAUGAAAAAGAAACAUGGAUUAUGACCGAAGAAGAAAGAAUAGCUUCAUUACCUCGACUAAAAGAUGAAGGCAAUGAAUUAUAUAAACAGAAAAAAUAUACAGACGCUGCACAGAAAUACUUUACAGCCUUAGGAAUACUGGAAAAUUUAGUAUUAAAAGAAAAACCCGGAACUCAGGAAUGGGAAGAUUUAGAAGAUCAGAAAAUAGUCUAUUUAUUGAAUUAUUCUCAAUGUAAAUUGAUAGAGGGUGACUUUUACCCAGUUAUACAACAUACAACUACAGUAUUAGACAGACACCCAGAUAAUGUAAAAGCGUUAUUUAGACGAGCCAAAGCUCAUGUUGGUGCAUGGAAUCCCGAAGAUGCCAGAAAAGAUUUUCUCAAAGCUAAAGAAUUAGACUCCUCUCUUACAAAAUCUGUGACUAAAGAACUUGCAGCUUUAGAUAAACUUUUAAAGAUAAAAGAAGCAGAAGAAAAGUCUAAGUUAAAAGGAAUGUUUGAAUCCUGAAGAAUUUUUAAAUUGAUUGUCAAGAAAACAGAUCUUCUCCAAUUCUCAAAGAAUCUUUAAGCUAAUCUGCCAAUUUACGAUUGUGUUUGUUAUUUUUACAUCCCUUUCAAACAGUCUACAGAACCUAUAUUGUUAUACUGCUUGGUAUAUAUAUUUAUCUACUUGUGAAAGUGAUCAUGCAAUGGUUUUGCAGAUGCAUUUUUGUAUUUCAACAAAGACAUUGCUUUUAUCUAUAGAUAUUCUUUUUUGGCAAUGCAAUCUGUUGUUGGCGUAUUUCACUUAAAAAGCUCAUAGUGUAACAUAUUCUAAUAUGAAACAGGUAUAAUCUAAGAUUCAUGUGUUAUUGUAAAAUAAGUUAUUUUGUGUCACCUCUGAGUAAAUAAUUUCUUCAACCAGCAAGAUACAGGUACAGAACAUUUGGACUCAAGAUUCAUAUUACAUGAGCUAUUCCCACCACCCUUUUCAGUAUUCACUUACAACUUACAAGAGCUCUAUGUUGACUAUUUGUAUUAUUAUUGUAUGAGUAUGUGAUUUUUUACAUGUUGUAAAUUUUAUAUUACUGUUAAUAAGUAUUGUUUCUUAAUGCUCAAACUGAACUUUUUCUGUACAAAUC
Molecule: messenger RNA, 1612 nt
Organism: Lottia gigantea (owl limpet)
Lineage: Eukaryota; Metazoa; Mollusca; Gastropoda; Lottiidae
Exons: 6
Coding region: 1-999 (332 amino acids)
Molecular function (GO): peptidyl-prolyl cis-trans isomerase activity; protein binding
Source: RefSeq, a predicted model, not a curated record